Molecule: messenger RNA, 516 nt
Organism: Diceros bicornis minor
Lineage: Eukaryota; Metazoa; Chordata; Mammalia; Perissodactyla; Rhinocerotidae
Gene: IL26
Product: interleukin 26
Exons: 5
Coding region: 1-516 (171 amino acids)
Source: RefSeq, a predicted model, not a curated record
AUGCGGGUGAACUGCACAUUGAGGUCUGGGUUGCUCUUUGUCACUCUGUCUCUUGCCAUUGCCCAGGACAAGCAAGCUUCCUUCUCCAAAAGCUGUCACCCAAGAGGAACACUGUCCCAAGCUGUUGACACACUCUAUGUCAAGGCGGCAUGGUUCAAAGGAACAAUUCCAGAAGACCGCAUAAAAAAUAUACGAUUAUUAAAAAAGAAUGCAAAAAAGCUAUUUAUGAAAAACUGCAGAUUCCAAGAACAGCUUCUGUCCUUCUUCAUGGAAGAUGUUUUUGGUCAACUCCAACUACAAGUUUGCAAGGAAAUGCACUUUGUGGAAGACUUCCAUAGCCUCAGGCAGAAAUGGAGCCGCUGUAUUUCCUGUGCCUCCUCAGCUAGAGAGAUGAAACCCAUUACCAGGAUGAAAAGGACAUUUCAUAGUAUUGGAAACAAAGGGAUCUACAAAGCCAUCAGUGAACUGGACAUUCUUCUUUCCUGGAUUAAACAAUUCCUGGAAAGCGUUAAGUAA